Morchella sextelata is the source of this 5238-nucleotide messenger RNA. RefSeq lists its product as uncharacterized. The transcript is spliced from 3 exons. NCBI's taxonomy places the organism in Eukaryota, Fungi, Ascomycota, Pezizomycetes, Pezizales, Morchellaceae. The coding region runs from base 1 to 5238 and encodes 1745 amino acids. The record is from RefSeq and is a predicted model, not a curated record.
AUGGACGAAGCCUACGCCUCCCCCUCCAGCGACGGCCACGCCACCCUCCCCUCCCCCACCGACAGCACCUUCGACCUCUCCCUGCUCCCACCACCACGUAAACGCCGCACCCGCACCACCGACCCGCACCCCCCCACAUCAUCAUUCAUCAACCACGCCCCCACCUCGCACGACUCCGAGUCCUCGGACAGCGACGGCGACGGCGACGACGAGACGUUCCUGCGCGGCGCCUGGGACGGGUACCAGCGCAUGCUGCCGUCGUCGCCGGAGGAGCUGCAGAGCCAGAGCCAGAGCCACAACCGCAACGGGGGGGGGCAGGGGGGGAGGCUGCUGUUGGGCUUGAAGGAGAAAGAGGCGUUUAGCGCGCGCGCGGGCAACGGGCGGAGGGCGUCGCCGCCGCCGAGACUGACGCUGGGCGAGAGGGGGAUUGGGGCGCGGAAGUCGCAAGAAGCCGUGGGUGGGGAUGCGGCGGCGGGGGAGGUGUCGCAGGGUGCGGGUGUGGAUGGGAGUGUUCGGCCUCCUGCCGCUUCUACUACUGCUGCUACUACUACUACAACUCCUAUUACUGCUAUCACAACUACUGCUACGAAUGCUACGAAUACUACGAAAGAGGGCACAAGCACAGCCAUAAUCCCCGCCGGAACCUCCCACGGGGCAGAAUCGCAGCCCCCGCCACCGCCACCGCCACCGGCGAACGCAAGCAGACGCAGCCUGGUGUCGCAGGGCCCGGGAAUCGAGCCGCAGUAUCCGAUCGCCGGGGAUUUCUAUGGGCGGCGGAAGGGGCCCGGGAAUCAGUAUGCUGCAUCUGCAUCUGCAUCUUCAGGCGACGAUGAUGCUCCCAAGACAAGUCAGGAAGCUGCCACGAAUGGGGGGAAUAAGGCGCCUGGUGGGGCGAGAUCUGGUACGCCGGGGGACGCUGCAGCUUCGGAGCAGAGGCCGCAGUCUGCUAAGGAGGAUGGUAAUGGUAAUGGUAAUGGGCGGAAUAAAGCUCCUGAGCAGAGGCCGCAGUCUACCAUAAGUGAUACAAACGCGCGGAAUAAAACUGAAUCUCGUACUGCCGGGGAUAGACCAAGCACACCCCCGGCCGACGCCACAGGCGGAAGCGGACGUAAAACCCACGACCUCCCGUCCACCACGCCCGCCGGCGAACCCCCGCGCGCCCCCACAGCCCCUCCCGCUGCCAUCCCCAUCCCCAUCCCCAUCCCCGCCGCCAUCCCACAACUCACCACACGCCCCCUCGACCCGCACACCCCCGCCAACAAACCCACCCGCAAGCACCCCUUCCCCGCCCGCCGCCGCAGCGCAUCCCCGCAAAAGCGCCACCCCAACCCCAACCCCAACCCCAACCCCGAGCCAGAGCACCCACACUCGCAGCCCGCCUCGCCCGCCAGCUUCCUUGGCAAGACGCCGCGCUACCUCAACUGGCUCAACUCGUCCAUGGACGAGGGGCACGGGGACUCGCCGCCGGGGCUGCCGCCGGGGCAUCGCGAGCGGCUAAGGGAGGCGCUGGCGCAGCGGGUGGUGGAUGAGAGUGGGUUCGUGGGGGGGGAUGAGGAUAGCGGCGAUGACGAGGUGGUGGGGCAGCGGAGCUUCUUUGAUGAUGAUGGGGAGGAGAUGGACGAGAGUAGGCUCACGGUCAUGUCGGAGGAGCGGCUCCCGAUGGGCGACGGUGUGGAGAGAUACGACGGUGCGGGCGACGAGCGGCCGCGGGGGAAGGGGAAGGGGAAGGGGAAGGGGAAGGGGAGGGGAAGGGGAGGGGAAGGGGAAGGGGGGAAGGAGAAGGAGAAGGAGAAGGAGAAGGAGAAGGAGGUGCAGAACACGGUUUAUCACUCGCUCGUGGAGGCGUCGACGGCUGGCGAGACGGACAGCGAGCUGCCGCAGCAACAGCAACAACAACAACAACAACAACAACCGCAACCGCACCCGGCAACAGAGCAGCCGAGGGGGAAGAUGUCGCCCCCGCUGCCGUUCGAUCCCACAAUGCCGCAGUUCUUCUCGGACCCGCCGGGCGAGCUGCCGUCCGCUGGGUCGCCGGGUAAGGGCAAGCCGAAGCCGCCUCCACUCACCACUACCGCUGCAACCACCACCACCAACACCACCACCACAACUACAACUAUCUACAACAACAACAAGAACAAGAACACUACCACCACCACCACCACCAACAACAACAACAACAACCACAGCAGCGUGCCAGCCCGCCCAUCAAUCGCCGAGAUCCACAAAGUGCCCCAACCCCGCUCCACCACCCUCAUCGGCAAAAAGUCGUUCAACGACCUCCUUCUCACCUCACCCACGCCCACGUCCCCCACCUCCCCCACCUCCCCGUCAUCACCGUCACACACGGCCCACCCCGCGCACAACGCAUCGUCCAGUCUGGACCCCGAGACCGACAACCCGCCGGACUUCUCCAGCCUCGGCAGCGGCUUCUCGUUCGCCAGCAUCCCGGCGCGCUACAAGAACCAGGAGUUCACGCCGCUCGGGGCGAAGGUCAUGGGCUCCUCUGUGGGGUCCGAGGAGACGGUGGGGAAGGACAGAGAGAGAGAGGGGAAGGAGGACAGGAAGAGGAGUAAGAGUGAUCCCGUGGAGAUCAAGGCGUGGAUGGCGAGUAAGGGGCUGGUGGUGCCGAUGAGGGUGGGCGAGACGAAGGAGGAGAAGGACCGCAGGAGUUUCUCGGAGGAGGAGGGGGGGGAGGACGAGGGCGAGAGCGAGAGUGAAGGCACCCGUGGAAACCGCCAUUGGUCCGCCCUCCAAGACUUCCACCACAGCAGCACCACCCCUUCCAAAGCCGCCGCCGCACAAGACGACGCCGCCUCCCCCAGAGCCCACACGCCGGCCUCCAUCAACGAGUCCAAAGACCUCCUCAGCGAGCUCGAGGGCUCCAGCAAGACGCUCUGGGUGCGCAUGGCCCAGGCCGAGGCCGAAAACAACCACUUCCGCAAGCUGCUCGAGAGCAACAACAUCAAGAUCGACGACUCGUUCCACGACCUCAGCUCCAGCAACCUGGACGUGCGGCCCCCCGCUGCAGACGACUCCUUCGACGCCUCGACGUCCGAGGACGUCGGCUCGCUGCGGCGCCGCGUCAUGGAGCUGGAGGCCCUGCUCGAGAUCGUGGCCCGCAAGGAGAUGGAGCUGCGCGCCGAGAACGAAAGGAAGGAUAAUCUCGUCAUGCACUGGCGCAACCAGUACAACGACGUGCAGAAGCUCGCGCUGCAGAACCGCCAGCGGGCCUUGGGGCUCGAGAGCCAUGUCAAGACGCUGGAGCAGAAGGCCGCGGCCGAGAUCGCAAACCACGGCCGCGAGAUUAAUAAGGUUGUGAGCAAGCUCACGGAGCGCGGCGACGUCAUCAAGAAUACGCGCCAGAAGAGCCUGGGGCUUGAAGACCGUCUUGCGGCCACGGAGGGGCAGCUCCGCGACGCGCGGGAGGCGCUGGACGAGAAGGAGCGCACCAUCGAGCAGCUGCAGCAAUCACUCGAGCGCCGCCGCGCCUUCAGCGGCGAAGGCAGCGCCGAGAACCUCCAAGAAAAGCUCAUCGAGCAACAAGCAGCCCACAACGCCUCCACCGCCAAAUUCACCAACCUCCUCGACGAGAAAGACGGUCUGGUGCGGCACCUGCAGGCCGAGCUCGACGAGAUGGUGAACCUGAUGCCCGUCGACCACGGCAGCUCGCGCAUGAUCGACGAGGAGGAGGUCGAAGACUGGCUCGACGAGAAGUCGCGCGAGAUCUCGCAGUACUACGACGACGGCCUCGACCAGAUCAUCACGGAGCUGCACGGCGCCGGCGAGCGCGAGGACUUUGAGGACGCCGUCGAGGAGGCCGAGAUGAGCCUGCGCAAGGUUGCGCAGCAGGCCGGCCUCGACGAGCCCCUGGAUAAGGCCACGCUCGCGGCGUUCGGCAUCCGGCAGCUGCGCACGGAGCACGCGCUCGUGAAGCGCCUGCUGGCCGAGAGCGAGGGCAGGGCGUCGGCGCUGACCGAGACGCUGCAUCGCCGCGGCGACGCCGCAGAGAAGUUACGUGUGGCCGAGGAGCAGCGCGCCGCGCUCCAGACCGCCGUGGAGGAGGCCGAGGCCGCCGGGAAGGUCCUCGCGGACCAGCUGCGCGGGGAGCUCGCAAAGACAGAGACGCAUGUGCGCGCGCUCGGGGCAGAGGUUGAGGCGCUAGAGGGGAGGGUGGCGGACAGCGACGAGCGGGCGCGCGCGCUCGAGGAGGAGAAGGAGGCGCUGCGCGUGCUCGUCAACGACACGAAGCGCCUCAACGACAUGCUCAAGAGCCAAGCCGGCCAGGCCGAGUCGCGGCUGCACGCCGCCGACGAGGAGAUCGGCGGCCUGCGCCGCCAGCUGGCCGAGGAGAAGAGUCAUGUCGGACUCGUCGAGACGGAGACGAUCACGCUGCGGCAGCAGAUUGCAAGAUGGGAGGAGACGGCGGGCAGGGUUGGGGCCGAGAAGGAGCGCGGGCUGGCGCAGCUGAAGGAGGCGGGGGAGCGGCAGCGGGGACUAGAGCGCGAGAGGGAGGCGCUACGACGACAACUCGACGACGCAGCAAGAUCCCAUGUUGCCUCGCGCGAGGCGGAGAAUCUCAAGCGCGUAGUGAAGGAGCUGCAGGAGCGCCUCAAGGCACUGAAUGAGUCGCACGCAGCCUGCAGCAUCACGAUCGUCGAGCUGGAGGGGCGCGUCAGACUGGCCGAGCAGACUAGCCAGCGCCUCGCCGCGGAGAAGGAGUUCGUGAAGGCGGAGCUCGAGGUGGCCGUGGGCGAGACGAAGGCGGCGAGGGGGCGGUUCGCGCAGUUGCUGCAUGACACGGCGGAGAAGGAGGCGAGGCGCGUGCCGUUUGCCAGUAGCAGUGGUGGUGGCGGCGGGGACGACAGCGGGGCCUGCCGGCGCGCGCUGCAUGUGAUUGUUACGGAGCUCGAGCGGUGCGCGCUGCCGGCGCAUAUUGAUGUUGGCGGGGGCGGCGGGGAGGAGGUUGUUGUUGCGGAGGGCGUGCAGGACCCGGAGCUGGUGAGGGUCAUUGUUGGUGCGCUCAGGCUGCGCGCGAGGGUGAUUGCGGAGCUGGAUGAGCGGGGGAGGCGCUAUAAGGGCGCGGCGAAGAAGCAUUUGAGGGAUGCGGAGAGGAGGAGGGGACGGGUGGAGGAGCUGGGGGCGGAGGUGAGGGAGUUGGGGGUGAGGCUGAAGGCGGAGAGGAGGGGGUAUGAUGAGAAGAUGGGGCAGAUGAUUUUGGCGCUGCGGAAGGGGGAGUAG